CGGGCGUACUUGGCCAUGGCCACGGCCAGCCGCCAGAGUGGAAUUGACUGGUAGCUAAAUGGAUAGAUGGGCGUCCAUCUUGAAUUUCGCUGGAUUUGUGCCGGUUAUGUGAUAGAAGUGUAAUUUGUAUAUUGAACUCUAAGUUAUUCGUUAAUUUUCAAGACCUAUAUGUAUGCUCGAAGUAAUUAUUGUUAAAAUUUAGGAUAACUGCAGGGAUGUGUUAGGUUAUACAUCAAUACAAGUGACUCGUAAAUUAUCAUUACUCAAGACAUAUGCGAUAUCUGGUAAGAGCAUCGUCGAUAAAACCUUAGGUUGGCAAAGGUAUCACACGAUGGCAGUACCUAGUAGAGCUCGGGUAUAUGCCGACGUUAACUCACAAAAGCCCAGAGAGUAUUGGGAUUAUGAAAGCUUUGUAGUAGACUGGGGAAAUCAAGAAGACUAUGAGUUGGUUCGAAAACUUGGCCGUGGAAAAUACAGUGAAGUAUUCGAAGCAAUUAAUAUUAAAAACAAUGAAAAAUGUGUAGUUAAAAUAUUGAAGCCUGUUAAGAAGAAGAAAAUAAGAAGAGAAAUUAAAAUAUUAGAAAAUUUAAGAGGAGGCACAAAUAUAAUAUCAUUACAAGCUGUAGUAAAAGAUCCUGUAUCCCGCACCCCAGCACUCAUAUUUGAACAUGUCAACAACACUGAUUUUAAACAACUCUAUCAAACACUAACAGAUUAUGAUAUAAGGUAUUAUCUGUAUGAACUUUUGAAAGCAUUAGAUUAUUGCCACAGUAUGGGCAUAAUGCAUAGAGACGUAAAGCCUCACAAUGUAAUGAUUGAUCAUGAUAAUAGAAAGUUACGUCUCAUUGAUUGGGGAUUAGCUGAAUUUUAUCAUCCUGGACAAGAAUACAAUGUUCGUGUUGCUUCAAGGUACUUUAAGGGACCUGAACUCCUGGUUGACUAUCAAAUGUAUGAUUACUCAUUGGAUAUGUGGUCACUAGGAUGUAUGUUGGCAUCCAUGAUUUUCCGUAAGGAGCCAUUCUUCCAUGGACAUGAUAAUUAUGACCAACUUGUACGCAUUGUCAAAGUGCUGGGCACUGAAGAAUUGUUUGAAUACUUGGAUAAGUAUCACAUAGAAUUGGAUCCACGUUACAAUGAUAUACUUGGAAGGCAUUCUCGUAAACGGUGGGAUCGAUUUGUACAUUCAGAAAAUCAGCACUUAGUUUCUCCUGAAGCUUUAGACUUCUUGGACCGUCUUUUGCGCUACGACCAUUAUGAGCGUUACACGGCCCGUGAAGCUAUGGACCAUCCAUACUUUUAUCCCAUUGUGAAGGAGCAAGGCAGAAUGGCAUCUUCUAAUUCACCAACUCCAAAUGCAUUGCAGGGGGCAAUAAAUGCAAAAGAAUAAUAUUUUAAAUAUUAAAUAAUGCUCUUUAUAACAGUAUGUUAUGAUAUAUAUAUAUAUAUUUAUAUAUAUUCACCCAUACAAGACUCUGGAAGAUUUACAUUGAAAACUUUGCGCUAAUGGAGUCCAUAAGAAAUGCAGAAGGGACACAAUUGAGAAAUUACUCCUUUGUUUUGAACUCUAUUCCAUUCUACUUUAACAUAUAAUUUGGACCUACAUACUUUAGUGUUUAAAUGUUAGUAAAAUCUGGUUAAUGAAUUGUUUUAAAAGUGUUUUCAUCUGGUAUAAAACCACCUCAUCAGCCCAAAAGCUUUCUGUUUGGGAGAAUUUUGUAUGGAUAGUUCCAUUGAUACAAAAGAAUCCAUUAUCUUUCUAUUUUAUGUGGUAUACAUUUUGGAGUUUCAUUGCACUUGAUCUUUGCAUUUAUUAACCUAUGGUAUUAUUGUAAUUACUUGUAUGAUAUGAUACUGAUAACAUCCACAUACUGUUUUUAGAUACUGGUUAUUAGCUAUUUUGUUGGUACUUGGGUUAAAAUUUUGUAUUUAUUUUAUAAAAGUGUAGAUAUGUGAGUAAAUACAAAAUUAUAACUUUUUUCAUUAUACAUGAUUUUAAGGAAUACCAGUAAAGUUAAUUAUUAUGAAUAGUGAUGUUCAAUAACAUUGCUUCUAUUAGUAUAUUUUCGAUAAGUUACAUUAGCUGUCCCUAUAAAUAUAAUAUAGUUAAAUCGAGUCAGUCUUCAGCAAAAAUGGUGAGCUACAUUGUUUUAUAAUUUAUUUUUAAUGUAAUGACUUGAAGUUGUUACAUCAAAAUUUUCUUAAUAAACAGACUAACUUUGCCUGAUA
This is a messenger RNA of Pieris rapae (cabbage white), 2226 nucleotides long. It is a transcript of the gene CkIIalpha, whose product is annotated as casein kinase II subunit alpha. The record is from RefSeq and is a predicted model, not a curated record. Gene Ontology annotation, cellular component: cytosol; protein kinase CK2 complex; nucleus. The coding region runs from base 332 to 1387 and encodes 351 amino acids. Lineage: Eukaryota; Metazoa; Arthropoda; Insecta; Lepidoptera; Pieridae. Gene Ontology annotation, biological process: protein phosphorylation. The transcript is spliced from 8 exons. Gene Ontology annotation, molecular function: protein serine/threonine kinase activity; ATP binding.